Messenger RNA from Geodia barretti, 2211 nucleotides. The record is from the annotation of a GenBank genome assembly. NCBI's taxonomy places the organism in Eukaryota, Metazoa, Porifera, Demospongiae, Tetractinellida, Geodiidae.
GAAACUGGAGGGGGCGUGUGCAACAAUGGCCGAGUCACCGCUGCCCGGGCAGGUUGCCGAGGAAGAUAUGGAAUGGGAGUCAGCAGCCAAUGAUUCAGGCAUGACUGUUGGAGAAGGAGGGGCUGGGGAAACCGCGAGGAAAGCCGGCGAAGAGCAGCAGGCAGGAGAAAACCAAGGAGAUACGGAGGUGAGCGAGGAGAAGAAGGGGAGCGUAUUGGUCACGGUGGCACAGGGGGAAGGUGCCAAAGGGGUGGGGAAAGAUGGGCUGUCGGUAAAGCAAGCAGAGGGUGCCAAUGAUCAGGAAGUAGACAAGUUGAAGGGUAUGGAUAAAGGUGAAGAAAAGGCGAGGGCCAAGGAGGGGGCGAAUGACAACCCCACUGAGAUGGACUUGAGGGAACAAAGAGAGAUUAUCAAGCCGAAGGGAGUUAAGGAAAGAGAUAUGAGCAACAAAACUGUGGCAAAGGAAGAUGCUAAUAGCCCCAAGUUUUGGGAUGAAAAGUGUGACGAAUGUGAUGAUCCCAGCCUGGAUUCCGAAAGGCAGGGUUGUAAAUCCGCAAUUAAACGAUUAUUGAUAUGUUGCAAAUGCAGUAUUAAUGGUUCGGAGAGGGAAGAGGUGAAAGAUCAUGAAAGUGUGGUGGAAGGACAGCAUGACGAUGACAAAACUAUGAGAGGCCCUGGACAAAGAGACCAAAGACAGCCUUCUCACUCACAUCACUUGCCCGCUCAGCGAUCCUAUCAGCCUUCCUCCUAUGAUUACCAGCCCACUCAACGAUAUCAACCGAGGCUCAAACUUCCAGACAGACCAUCUUCAUGGAGCACUCGAGACACAAAGAGGUAUCGUGACGGAUACCCGGGCAAGAGAGAUGAUGAGAAAUUGGCUGAUAACUACCGGUUCUACAUGAAUGAGAUCCCUUUUCGACCCAAUGGCAUGAAGAUUGAUGAUUUCCACAGAGAAAUGUGGGGCAAUUAUGAUGAAUUGGAGUGGAACCACAGCUUCAUACAGUGGUUGUUCCCCAUCAGAGAGCAGGGGAUGAACUGGCAUGCUCAGGAACUACAACUCCACGAAGUUGAUAAUAUCCUGGCAAACGAAAAGGCCACUAAGAGACUGUUGUUCUCUUACAAGCUAAUGCUAGACUUUUAUGGGAUACAGAUGGAUCAAAAUGGUGAACUCUCUGCUAACCCCAACUGUCAAAAGAGGUUUCAAAACCUCAACCAUUCAUCCCACAACUACCUCAGGAUCACCCGUAUCCUAAAGUGUCUGGGGGAGUUCAAAAUGGAGCAUCUGAAGGCCCCAUUCAUAGAGUUCAUGCUGCACGAGGCCAUCACAACCGGUCGUCUGAGGAAUGUCCUCAGCAGCUGCAUGUGCUACUGGGUGGAGGUGUUGAAGAAAGACGAGGAGAGAGAGGAAAUGUGGAGGUUUGCUGGGGAAAUGGUGGAUCGAGUGAAUGCCCAAGGAAGGUCCCAACCAGCACCCAAGGAAAGAGAAGAGAGGAAAGAGCAAACCUGAAUCGCAGAUGGUGACCCAAUCAUUGCCAGUUCAAUCACAACGAAUGAGCCGGCCUGGAUUUCGCAGCACCCAGAAAGAAAUGCCUUUGGAAGCAUAUGGAAUAGGGACAGGGACUGAAACGAAAGAGGUAAUACACGGAACGGGGGCAGAAACUGAGGGACCGUGUGGAAUGGGGGCAGGAACUGAGGGACCGUGUGGAAUGGGGACGGGAAUGGUGGAAGAGAAAGAACCUACUCCUGACGAAAGCCACACGGGGCAGAGUGGGGUAGAAGACGGAGGGCAAGUGGAGGGAGUUGCUGGUGCGAAUGGUCAUGGAGGAAAGAUCCGUGUGGAGGACGGCAAAGGAGAAGUGAAAACGCAGCAUCCUGCAACAGCCUCUUUAGACGGCAAGCAUAAUGGCGACCAGGGGGAGAGCAAGGAAGGGGACGGUGAUGGAGAUAGGGAGGGGAAGGAGGGGAAAGACGAGGUUGGUGAGGAGGAGCAAGGUGGAGGUGGUCCUGGGAACAGUGGAGGUGGUGAGGGGGAAAAGGCUGGUGCAAGAGAGGAAGGGCGGCAAGAUGGGUGAGGAGAAGGGGGAUAAUGGGAAUGGGGAAAACAAAGACAAGUGAAGAGAAAGGAACAAUUAAUACCACUCUAACUAACUACCCAAGCAAUUGAGACACACUUAGAUAAACACUACAGUGCAUAAUGUGUAUAAAAUGAUA